GCUUGGGAAAGCAUCGGCAGGGCGCGGAACUGCCCGAACACCUACGGGCCAUCAGUUUAUCUCGUGCGCGUAUCGCGGUUGCUAUGUUCCAACGCUGGAAAAAUCUCCAACUGCACGCGGGAAAUCGGAGCAUGUCAAUCGCAGCGCCGCUGUGAAGUUGAACGUCUGUUUAAAGAAAACCUUUCGCGUUGGAUGAAUCGCACCUCGCACCACCCGGUGUUGUCACCGUGCACCUGACCGAUUUCGGUUCUGGAGCGCCGCCCAAAACUACGCCGUCCCGUGACUAUCUGAAGAGCUGCCAAUGGUUCUCCUUUGCCUGAGGACAGAGCGACGGGACACACUGGUGAAAAUAUGCAGGAGCCACAAAGUGCCACUGGUGCCUCUGUGCCAUCGGAUGCUGCACAUAACACAGAAACACAACAACUACACACAACCGGUGACUCAGCUGGUGUUCCUGGUACAUCAAAAGAAAACACCAAACCGCUACCAAAUGCCCUGGACGCUUCAACCACAGCCGAGAGAAAGCCUCUGGCAUCGUCAAAUGACGGCCAAGAGGAGGCAACGUCGUCUCCACUUCAGCCCAAAGAUCAAGCACAGGCUGAGGCUAACAAAGCAGAGCAAGCUUCAGUGAAUACACCAGAAGGUGAACCAAGCACAAAUGAAAUGUGUCCAGGGCAGGCAUCUGACUCAAAUGUUAUGCAGGCAGCUUUGCAGCCACAAGGGCCUAUGGAUGUGCAACCUGGAAGCCCUGGAGAUGUUGGCACAGACAAAUCUUUGCUAGUAAAAGCCCAGCGUUCAACAGAUGACAUCCAUCUCAUUGUUGAAACUGAGGAUCAACAUACUAGCCCGAAUCGCUCGGGAACUAUGGAGCGUAGUGCAUCCGACCCCGAAAUCUGCAGUUCUUCGAAUGCGGUGAAGGGCAUCGAUCUUGACGCCAUUUUUUCAAAGUCGCUUGAAUGCGUUGCCUUGCCUGCCGCAGAAGGUGCUAUAGAUAAUGACAUUUCCAAACGGCCUCAUCAUCAUCGUGGAGCCAUGAUGCGGUCUCGAACACUGUCGGUCGUGUCUCUGCUGUCCAGUCGCAGAACGGCAAAGUUUCGCCUCUCGAGAUCCCAAAAACUCACCCUGUUCUGUCUUUGUUUAGUCAACUUUACAAGCUACAUCAGUUAUUCUGUGAUUGCGCCAUUCUACCCACAAGAGGCCGCUUUCAAGGGAAUGCGAGAAGCAGUGUCUGGAUUUGUCUUCAGCGUUUACGCAUUGACAAUGAUGAUAUUUGCCCCUAUUUUUGGAAAACUGGUUCCCAUCUUAGGUGCAAAAUUAAUAUUCUUCACUGGCAUCUUAUGUGCUGGAGGAGCAAAUAUCAUGUUUGGUGUGCUUGACUUGGCUGAUGACACACUUGUCUUCACUGCGCUGUCAUUUCUUAUCCGGAUCCUAGAAGCAAUCGGUGCAGCAGCUUUCUCCACGGCAUCGUACGCUAUAGUUCUUCAUGUGUACCCUGACCACAUAAGUACCGUCUUUGGUAUUAUCGAAACAUCAGUUGGUGUUGGAAUGAGUAUUGGCCCUGCCCUAGGUGGUGCUCUCUACAGUGUUGGUGGAUUUGGACUUCCAUUUUACAUAUUGGGUAGCUGUGUCCUGUCAACAUUCCCGAUAUGCUGGUUUAUCAUGAAGGACAUCCAAGUGCAGGCAUUAGAAACAAGAAAGGAGUCCUAUUUUACUCUCCUCAAAAUACCACAAGUAAUCAUCGUUUCAUUAAUAUUGGUCGUCGGGUCUCAGUCGCAGGGUUUCGUUGAGCCAACGUUGGAGCCCCACAUGCGGAAGGAAUUUGAUGUGGACACCAGCAUUGUUGGCAGCUUUUUUCUAGUGAUGUCAGCCAUUUUCUCCAUAUGCUCUCCUCUAGUCGGUUUCAUCUGUAUGAAGACAGAACAACGGAUACCAAUCAUGAUUAUUGGUUUGAUCAUAAUGGCAGGAGCACAAAUGUUCAUGGGGCCUGCACCAUUUUUAGGCAUCCCCAGCAACCUCUGGGCCACUCUGGCUACAGUCGCAGUCCUUGGGGCCUCUUUUGCCUUUGCCUAUGUACCCACAAUGGAGAGCAUGAUUCGGGCGGCAAUCACUGGUGGCAUGGAAGAGGACAUUGGAACAUAUGCCCUCGUGUCUGGCUGGUGGAACUCAAUGUAUUCCUUAGGUGAAGUGAUCGGGCCAUCAGUAGGAGGUGUCCUGUUGGACUUGAUUGGCUUCCCUUGGGCCAGCACGGUCAUGGCAGGAGGAUCUUUGCUGACUGCGUUUGUGGCAACCCUUUACUGGUGUUGCGCAUCUCGAACUGAGCCCGAGUCCUUCUGGCACAAGGGCCAGGCUUCAUCAAACAGCAGUAGUGAAGACAGCAGCAGCGUCGUCUCUGAACCACUUGGGGAGACAACGGCACUUCUUGGGAAACGGAAGAAAGAUUUGCACUACAACUCUCUUUAACCUGUUGCGAGGAUUCAGCUAGAAGAGCACAAAGAACAACAAGGUUAAGCGACUUCAUGUCGCAGUAGGUUCCUAUGUACAAAAUGCUGUGCUAAUAAGGGUGGCGCGUAAGCAGGAAAGCUCUUUCUUUUAAAUUAGAGCAUUACCUUGUUGACACUGACUUUCAAGCAGCCAUUGCAUUUUACAGAACAUUUACUUAUUACUUACUAUGUUUAGAUGCUGUACUUGAUUCUUCUUCAAAACGGGCGAUCCAUACCCAUGGCACUUCAAGACUGCUUUCCGCGGAAGUAACGGUGGUACUUUCUAUACCAAGAGCAAAAUGCCACAAUUAAGACAUGCUGUAAGUGGGGUUAGAACCGUGUCUUGUACUACGAUAAUGUGCCGUAAAGAAGCUAAGCAAUCGUAGCAGAUUUCAUGAGGUGCACUUUCAGCAUGUCUGUUAAUGAUGUUGCCAGUGUUCAAUAAUUUUUUUCUUUUCAUUUUUUUUACAUUUUGACAGUGUAUCAUUAAACUGUGUAAUGUUGAUGUGCGCUAGACCAAAAAGGCACGUAUGGAAGCAAACAUUGUGGUAGACGAAUAAUGUGCACAUCUAGAUGCCUCCUCUGUGAGGAAUUUAAGCUUAAGAAACAGAGUAGUUUAGUUGGUAAAGUCAUCCCUCGUCAGUACGACGCCAGGCAGCUUACAUGAAGAACAAGCAUUAGCUUAAAAGCAAACCUGCAUGAACAAAUGGGGUGGGUAGAAUUUAGUUGCAAGUUCACAUUUACUGGAAUGUAUACAGCAAACCAUAAAUAAUACAAGCGUGCAGACUAAGUGAAGGAGAGUGCCUGCAUAUGUGAUAGUAGCAACACCAUUACCAUUGUGCCUUUGAAUUACUUGGAUUUAUGUGACACCAGGCAACGCCUCAUUUCCUGAAAUGUCCUAAUAGUAUGCAAAAGUAUACAGAGUGUUGCAUGCUUCAACUGUCGCAGUGAAAAAUGUUGCGUGCCAUUUGUAUCAGAGUGUUAUGUCAAUGCGUUAUUUCACGUUUGGCGACAGUUGCCAAAUUUCCACAAGUUUUUAGAGAAUACUGUUGUACACUAAUUUAGAGAGGCAAUCACUGCAUGUCAUUCCCAGAGAUUUUUAGAUUUUAUUUGGAGAGGGGAGCACUGCAUGUCAAUCCCAGAGAUUUUUAAUUUUAUUUUAUUAUAUGUGAACAAUAAAGAAUGGAAAAAAAAGACUUCCUAUGGAGUUGCAUUAA
Molecule: messenger RNA, 3697 nt
Organism: Rhipicephalus microplus (southern cattle tick)
Lineage: Eukaryota; Metazoa; Arthropoda; Arachnida; Ixodida; Ixodidae
Product: MFS-type transporter SLC18B1
Biological process (GO): transmembrane transport
Molecular function (GO): transmembrane transporter activity
Source: RefSeq, a predicted model, not a curated record